AUGGUUGUGAAAGGAUUACCUGGUCCUAGUGAUGAUACUCUUAUUCUUGUAUGUGGCCCUCCUGGACUGAUGAAACAUAUAUCUGGCGAUAAAGCCAACCGCUCACAAGGCGAGCUCACUGGUAUACUAAAGGAUCUUGGGUAUACGGAAGAAAUGGUAUACAAAUUUUGA
This is a messenger RNA of Ilex paraguariensis (yerba mate), 171 nucleotides long. NCBI's taxonomy places the organism in Eukaryota, Viridiplantae, Streptophyta, Magnoliopsida, Aquifoliales, Aquifoliaceae. The record is from the annotation of a GenBank genome assembly.